Messenger RNA from Myiozetetes cayanensis, 2274 nucleotides. Its product is annotated as class I histocompatibility antigen, F10 alpha chain-like. Bases 39 to 1034 code for a protein of 331 amino acids. Gene Ontology annotation, cellular component: external side of plasma membrane. The record is from RefSeq and is a predicted model, not a curated record. The transcript is spliced from 6 exons. Gene Ontology annotation, biological process: immune response. Lineage: Eukaryota; Metazoa; Chordata; Aves; Passeriformes; Tyrannidae.
UUUCGCUUUCCAUCUCCCAAACUGCGCCAAGCAGCGCGAUGGCUCCAGCGCUGGGGCUGGGGGCGCUCCUGGUGCUCCUGGCGCUGCCGGGGGGCUCGGGGGGGCAGCCGAAGGUUCUCCACUCCCUGCGUUACCUGCACGUGGCGGUGACGGAGCCCAGCCCAGGGAUCCCUCAAUUCAUGGCCCUGGGAUACGUGGAUGGGAUCCCCAUCAGCCGCUAUGACAGCGAACGGCGCCGGACGGAGCCGCUGACGCCGUGGAUGGCAGCUGAACUUGAGCCGGAAUAUUGGGAUGGACAGACCCAGAUCGGCGAGAGGAACCGGAUCGUGGCUGCCAACAACCUGGAAGUAGGGCGGAAUCGGUACAACUGGAGUGGGGGUCUCCACACGUGGCAGCAGCUUCAUGGCUGUGACCUCCUGUCUGACGGGAGCGUCCGUGGAUACUAUCAGCAAGGCUACGACGAGCAGGAUUUCCUCUCCUUUGAGCUGGGAUCCAGGAGCUUCGUGGCGGCCGAUGGAGCUGCCCAGAUCACCAAGAGGAAAUGGGAACACGAUGGGAUCGAGGUGGAGAGACGGACACAUUACCUGGGGAACAUCUGUCCAGAAUGGCUCCGGAAAUACGUUGUAUAUGGGCGGGAGGUGCUGGAGCGCAAAGAGCCCCCUGAUGUCCACGUUUCUGGGAAAGAGGAACAUAGGGUCCUGACAUUGUCCUGCCACGUGUACGGAUUCUACCCUGGGAUCAUCGGGAUCAACUGGAUGAAGGGGGAUGAAAUCUGGGAUCAGGAGACGGAGUGGGGCGGGAUCGUUCCCAACAGCAACGGCACCUUCCACAGCUGGGCCAGGAUCGAGGCGCUGCCGGGGGAACGGGAGCAGUACCGGUGCCGGGUGGAGCACGCUGGAAUGCCGGAGCCUGGGAUCUUCGCCUGGGAGCCGGAAUCCAUCUGGAAUUCCACCCCGGUGUUGGUCGCUGUGUCCGUCAUCGCUGCCGUCAUCGUCAUCAUCGGCCUCAUCACAGUUGGUCUCUGGAAGCUCUGAGCCAGUAACUCACGGGAUGGGGGUCGGGAAGGGGCCCGGAUCCGCCCGGCAGCAUUCCGGGGAUCCUGUGCCAUGGGUGCUGAUCCCGCUUUCUUUCCAUAGGGAAGAGGGAGGGCAAUGGAUACGACCCCGCACCCACCAGAAUCACAGUCUGAGCGAUCAUGGAGCUGGAUCCGCCCCUUCCCUCUCCCUGCGGAAAGGCAGGAGCUGCUGGCAGAGCUCAUCCUGCUGCUCCCACCCAGCCUGACCCCCUGCGACUCUUCCUGAUGGAUCAACUUCCUGCUUUUCCAUGUGUGAAACCCAGAAGCACAAUUAUUGCUGAAGCUUUAAAUGUGGUGGGAAAAUCUCCUGCUUUGGGCAGUAAAUCCUGGUUCCCUCCUCCAGCACCUGGCAGUUCCUCUCUGGGAACCAGGAAUGGGAAUGAGGAUGGGGGAAUGGGGACACUGGGAGCAGGUUGGAGACACCAGGGAGUGGGAAUGGGGACAGGGAUGGGAACACCAGGAGUAGGAAUUGGGACAGGGAUGGGGACACCAGGAAUGGGAAUGGGGACAGGGAUGGGAACCCCAGGAAUGGGAAUAGGGACAGGGAUGGGAAGGUGUCUCUCCAGGAGCUGGUUCAAUACAAAGGUCGGUCCCUCGCUCGAGGCCACGGCUUCUUUGGGAAUGUCUGGGAACCAGGUGUCAGGUUUGCAAAGAGCUGCUGGAAUGUUUUCCCAAUGCCGCCCCCCAUUCCCCCAUCUGUGUAUCCCGGGAUGGGGUGGGGGCGGAGCCGCAGGCGCUGGGCAGCGGCAGUGGGGACAGGGCAGCUCUGGGGACACCGCGGUGGCCGCGGGGAAGGUGGGGAGUCCUUUGUUCGGGGCUCUGCACGGAGCAGAGCCCGGUUUUCGGCCGCCUCUUUCUCUUGCCCUGAGAGGACAUUUUGUUUUCCCGCGGGACACCUCGCAUGGGACGAGCGAGAGAGAGAGAGACCGACCCAUCUCGGAGCGAGGGGUUCUGCUUUGGGACUGCCUGGGGGACCAAAGGCCCUUUCCAGGCUGGCUGCGAGCACACGUGGCUGCGAGAGCUUUGACCUGCCGGCACAGCCCUGCCUUUCCCCUGCCCCCUGCCUGGCUCGCCGUGGGUUUUCCCCCCCACCUGGGCAUUUGGGACUUGGUUUGGUUUCUUCGGAAAGGUUUUGGUGGCACCGUUUGUUGUUUGUUCAUCUUUUGGGGAUAAAAAGCUGUUUCUUUUCCUUUCCUACA